GUUUUCAAUGCAGUCUGACAUCCUAUUUAAGGAUCGGACGGUUGAAAAUCAAGGCUUCGUAGCAGCUGGGAUAAAGAAUAACUUAUUUAAUGGCUGCUUUCCUAAGCGUUUUAGGCUUCACGCUUCUACUCUGUGGUAUGAGUGACUGUCGAAGACGAAGGCAUUCUCCGGAUGAACAUCGCCACCACCAUGGUCAUCCAGAAAAGGCUUUGCAAGAAGUUCUGUUUGAAGAUUAUAAUAAAUUGACCCGUCCGGUCACGAAAGCCUCAAAUGCUGUGGUUGUCUGGGUUGGAAUGUCACCUCUUAAAUUACGAAACCUGGAUGAGAAACAUCAAGAAAUUGAAUUGGAUACUUGGGUAAACAUCAAAUGGAAAGAUCCUUUUCUCAAAUGGCAGCCAGAAGAUUAUGAUAACUUACACUCCCUGGUACUACCUGCUGAAGAAGUCUGGAAGCCAGAUAUAUCAGUUUAUACAGCAACUCCAGAUACAUCUGUGCGGCCGACUAUCAUAACCAACGUUGUGGUCAACAGCACUGGAGAAAUAAUAUGGGUUCCACCAUUUACAAUUAAAAGUAGCUGCCCUAUGGAUUCCUACGAUCAUAAACACGAAGUCAUAUGCAAUAUCCGCAUCGGAUCUUGGACUUAUAAUGGUCAUCUUCUGGAUUUGCAUAUGUCCAAAGUGGACAUGAGUAAUUAUGUUGACACUCAUCCUGACUGGAGGUUGGUUACUGUCAAAACAAAUGAAGCUGCUAAGCUGUAUGAAUGUUGUGAUGAAGAAUACCUUCACAUCAAUUUCAACGUGACUUUGGUGAGGAAGACUUCAUCGCAUUCACAUCACAGCCAUUCACGUAAUAGCGAUCAUUCACAUAAUAGCGAUCAUCAUAAUAGCGAUCACGAUUGGCAUGGACAUUCUCAUACAAAGCGACACCACGGAUAACUACAUUCUAUCUACGCUUCAGUAGAUUGCACUGCAUUAAUUGCACAGUCAGUGAAACUAUAAAAUUAUAAGUGAUAUUUUCACAUCUCAGUAACAUUUUAAAAGCAACGUGUAAAAUCAAUGCCUUCAAUCAUACUUAAAAGUAACAAAAAUAGUUACUUCAUAAAUUAAAAAUUAACUUAAAAUAUUUAAUAUAAAUUACACAUGUUAACUGAGAGCUUGUUUAUUGAGAUUCUGAAGCAUCAAUUAGCAAAUGAAGUCCUUUUUGUUAAUUUUAUUGCACUUAUAAUCAUACAUUUCGUUGCGUAUUGAAGCACAGUUAUAUAAACGUUCAUAAAUACUUCAGAUUAAAAUAAAAAUUCAGUUGGAUUUCUUUAAGUUUAUACAUUCAUUGCAAUCUUUAUAUUUUUAUUUGAAUCUGGUUUUUAAGUUCUGUAUGAUGCAACUGAAACUAGAAAUAUUGAACAAAAUAUCUUAAAACAAUCUCAGUAAACAUGACUGGAAUUACAAUUUUUUAUUAUUGAUAUUAUAAACUGAUAAUUUCUGUUUAAUAUGAUAAAUAAAAUAGAUUUGUUGCACAGCA
Messenger RNA from Stegodyphus dumicola, 1518 nucleotides. RefSeq names its product neuronal acetylcholine receptor subunit alpha-7-like. Gene Ontology annotation, biological process: monoatomic ion transmembrane transport. The record is from RefSeq and is a predicted model, not a curated record. Gene Ontology annotation, molecular function: acetylcholine-gated monoatomic cation-selective channel activity; transmembrane signaling receptor activity. Lineage: Eukaryota; Metazoa; Arthropoda; Arachnida; Araneae; Eresidae. Gene Ontology annotation, cellular component: postsynaptic membrane.